Marasmius oreades (fairy-ring Marasmius) is the source of this 747-nucleotide messenger RNA. RefSeq lists its product as uncharacterized. Lineage: Eukaryota; Fungi; Basidiomycota; Agaricomycetes; Agaricales; Marasmiaceae. The record is from RefSeq and is a predicted model, not a curated record. Bases 1 to 747 code for a protein of 248 amino acids. The transcript is spliced from 7 exons.
AUGGUUGCCGACGGCUCGCUGGUUCCGUUAUACAAACUACACAAUCCUUCGUUCGUUUCUUUACGCUAUAUUGUGGAAAUGCGUUUCUCUACCCUUGCCGUCGCUCUUCUUCCUGCUGCUGCUCUUGCUGCCGUCCAGACCGUCACAGUUGGAGAUCAAAAUAAACUGGAAUUCAGUCCACCAAGCGUGAAUGCUGCUUUGGGUGACACGAUUCAGUUUCAAUUCAAGUCCAAGAACCAUUCCGUCACACAAUCCACUUUCGACUCGCCCUGCGUGUUUAAGGCGGCCGGCGUUGAUUCCGGCUUCCAGGCCACACCCCCCGGUGCCACGCCAUCCGCGUCGUGGAGUUUUAUGCUCAACACCACCGACGCUCUCUGGUUCUUUUGCGCACAGACUGCACCUGCCAACCACUGCGCCAACGGAAUGGUUUUCGCCAUAAACCCUCCCCCUGACAAGACCUUUGAUAUGUUCAAGGCUAAUGCUAUGAGCCAGGGCAGUGCUCCCGGCGGAAAUACUACUGCUUCUGGUUCCUCCAGUUCUGGCGCAGCCGCCCCGACAGGAGCAACGGGUACAGGUGGUAGUCCAACAGCCGGCGCAACUGGUGCAACUAGCGCUUCUAGUAGCGUAACGUCAGCUACCACAAGUGGAACUGCAGAUGCUAGCAAAAGCAAUGCGGCAUCUGUCAUGAACGCAAACGGUGUCGCCCUCUUGUCUAUGGCAGGAUUGGUUCUUGGUUUGAUUUUGUAG